AUGGCCAAUCCCGACCUCAUCGCCGCAGCCCAAGAGUCCUGGACCAAAGACCAAACCGGUGCUUUCGCUCUGCAGCACUCGUCGCUCUGGGGCGGCUUCCUCAAACUGCCAGAUUUACAAUCGUAUGAAGAAUACUCUGCGCUUCCGCCAGAUCUCCAAGAAUUCCUAUCCAGAGACCAAGUCCCCGCGUACGAGUUCCUCAACAACUCGAUACUGUGGCCGCCGGGUACACAAUUGGGGGCAGGAAACACCUACAUGACUUUCAUCGCUUUUCUCAUGAACCCGCAAUCCAGCGGCUCCAUCAAACUGCGGUCCAAAAAUGCAUCUGACAAGCCAAUCAUCACGUUGAACUACCUCACGCACCCCUACGACGUCCGCAUCUUCCGCGAAGCUAUCCGCAGCACAUGGACGAAGCUGACAGGUAACCCUACUAUCGCGCCGCAUAUCGUGCGCACGGUUCUAGGCCCUGACUCCAUGGAAGAUGUGGAUGUGGAUCGGUUUGCGAGUGAGAAUGCGGGUACCGUGUGGCAUGCUUGCGGGACGUGCAAGAUGGGCAAGGAAAGUGAUGAAGAGGCAGUUGUGGACAAAAACUUCAGGGUUCGAGGAGUGGAGGGGCUGAGAGUUGUUGAUAUGAGUGUUGCGCCGGUCGUGACGAACAACCACUCGCAGGCUACGGCCUAUUUGAUUGCGCAAAAGGCAGCGGAGAAGAUGGUCCAAGAGUAUGGGCUGGACAGGGAGGGCUGA
Messenger RNA from Alternaria metachromatica, 744 nucleotides. RefSeq lists its product as uncharacterized. The record is from RefSeq and is a predicted model, not a curated record. Gene Ontology annotation, molecular function: flavin adenine dinucleotide binding; oxidoreductase activity, acting on CH-OH group of donors. The transcript is spliced from 2 exons. Lineage: Eukaryota; Fungi; Ascomycota; Dothideomycetes; Pleosporales; Pleosporaceae. Bases 1 to 744 code for a protein of 247 amino acids.